Macrobrachium nipponense is the source of this 611-nucleotide messenger RNA. Its product is annotated as ctenidin-1-like. Lineage: Eukaryota; Metazoa; Arthropoda; Malacostraca; Decapoda; Palaemonidae. The transcript is spliced from 2 exons. The record is from RefSeq and is a predicted model, not a curated record. Bases 24 to 539 code for a protein of 171 amino acids.
AGUCGCCUCUCAAGCACUGCACGAUGAUGUCAAAGACGAUCAUUGCCACCCUAGCCGUUGUCCUUUUCGGGAUAGUAGCAGGUAGUCCUGUUGCUGAACCCGAACCUGAAGCUGAGCCAGGAUUCCAUAGAGGUUUUGGUGGAGGAUUUGGUGGAUUUGGUGGACAUGGAUUCGGAUAUGGAGGCUACCGUGGAAAGAGGAGCCCAGUAGCUGAACCUGAACCUGAAGCUGAGCCUGGAUUCCAUAGAGGUUUUGGUGGAGGAUUUGGAGGAUUUGGUGGACAUGGAUUCGGAUAUGGAGGCUACCGUGGAAAGAGGAGCCCAGUAGCUGAACCUGAACCUGAAGCUGAGCCUGGAUUCCAUAGAGGUUUUGGUGGAGGAUUUGGAGGAUUUGGUGGACAUGGAUUCGGAUAUGGAGGCUACCGUGGAAAGAGGAGCCCAGUAGCUGAACCCGAACCUGAAGCUGAGCCAGGAUUCCAUAGAGGAUUUGGUGGAGGAUUUGGUGGAUUUGGUCAUGGAGGUGGCAGAUAUUAUGGUUAAGACAAGGAUGUGAAAGUUCUUCAAAUUGUAAUGUUAAUCCAAAUAAAAAAAGUUAUUAGAAAGUACAUAUAA